AUGGAAGAUCUCACUAUACAGUGGAACGGGCUCUCUCUAUCACACAGGGAAGGUCCUAAGCUCUGGCUACACUCAAAUUUGGCUUCUUCUGAAUAUACUAUUGCUACAAAAUUUUUGACAAAGCGACCUUUAAACACUGAUGCAAUUGCAGCAACUUUCAAGCCGUUGUGGAGAUCCAAAAAUGGCUUUAGGGUGAAAAACCUUGGUAACCAUGUUAUCUUAUUCACCUUUGACAAUGAGGAAGAGGUGGAUACGAUUAUGGCCAACGAGCCAUGGAGUUUUGACAAGCAUCUUAUGGUCCUACAACAAUAUGGUAAAGACUCAAUUGUGGAGGAACUAUCAUUUAAUCUUACUCAUUUUUGGGUGCAGGUCCAUGGUAUUCCUUUAGGAUAUAUGAACCCAACGGUGGCAGCGGGUCUCUGUGAAACUAUUGGGAAAGUGAUCAGCCACCCAAAAAUACCCAUUGAAGAUGGUGGAGGUUUCAUGAGAGUGCGGGUUCUUGUUGAUGUAUCUCAACCCUUAUGUCGUGGAAGAGUUAUUUGCCUUGAUGAUGGUAAAGAAUUAUGGGUUCCCUUCAAAUAUGAGCGGCUGCCUAAUCUUUGUUAUCGGUGUGGACGGCUUACACAUAAUGACCGUGACUGUGAGUUGUGGUUAGAUAGUGAAGGUAUUCUCAAGGAAACAGAUAAGCAGUAUGGUCCAUGGAUACGAGCUUCUCCAUUUGCGAGCUCUAGCAAGGCAGUGAUUACAAUAAUGAGGUUCUACCUUAAAAAUAAGGACACACCAAAAGGAGGUAAACUUGAUGGCUUAUCACAACGGCUGCCGGUGAAAGACAUGACAAAACGUGCAAGUGAAGUUCCUCAAACUAAUUAG
This is a messenger RNA of Quercus robur (English oak), 870 nucleotides long. RefSeq lists its product as uncharacterized. Lineage: Eukaryota; Viridiplantae; Streptophyta; Magnoliopsida; Fagales; Fagaceae. Bases 1 to 870 code for a protein of 289 amino acids. Gene Ontology annotation, molecular function: zinc ion binding; nucleic acid binding. The transcript has a single exon. The record is from RefSeq and is a predicted model, not a curated record.